UAUUUGACAAUGCUUAAAUAGUUUCAGAUCUUCGGUGUCGUGUUAGUCUAGUUAACGUGCUCAGAGUGUGUGUGUGUGUGUAUUGGCUUUUGUUUCGGUCUCCAGUUCCACAAUACAAAAAUGAAUAUCCCAACAUACAGAGCUAGAAAAAUUCUAAACAGCUUAGAUAAUACAAGGAAAAAAGAGGAUAAAGAAGAUGAAUAUGAAUAUGAAAGUAGUCCCGCUCCAUCGAUUUCUGGUGAUAUGUCGUUCCUCGAUUUCGAUUCCGAUGACUCGAUGAAGGAUCCCACAUUUAAACCAGAAGUUAAAGAUAAGCAAACGACAUUUUUCGAUCUUCAAAAAACUGAGGAUGUAUUGACAAUAGAGAAAAAUAAUGAAAAAGAGUUAGAAAAAAAGGAAGUUAAAAAGAAAGAAGAACAAAAUAACGCUGCAGUGGAAGAAAUUAUGAGAUCGGAUAUCGUUUCCACUGAUGAACAGCUAAAUGAAAAGUCCCCUAAAAUUGUUAUCCUGAGUAACAUUGAUGUGUCCAAUUUCAAUCAAAUAUCGGAGACUCAAACUAAAACAACAACGAAAAAAAAGAGAACAAAGUGUAAGUUUUGUCAGACAGAUGUAACAAAUUUUGAGAGGCAUCUUGAGCGGAACCACGAUGAUACUAAAGAGGUACAAGAUAUGAUGUCUUUUCCAAAAAGCCAUCCUGAAAGGAAAAAAAUUCUAAGUUUGUUGAGAAAUGCAGCAAAUUUUACAGAGUAUCUUAAAGGCAAUGUACAGCCUAAGUAUCAUUAUAAGACAGAAUCUAAAGAAUAUUACCCAUGUUCACGCUGCAAAGCAAUGCUGUCUAAAUCGUAUUUGUCACGUCAUAAAAAAAACUGCAUACUGAAACACACGAAUAAUAAUGAAAUUCGUAAGAUGAAUUCACUAGCAGCAUCACAAACAUUAAUAGCUAGUUCUUUUGAUGAUAAUAGUGGAAAAGGUAGUAGACCCAUAGCUAUUCUAUUCCCUCAAACAUUACAAACCUAUAUAGAUUUCUUUGUUAAAAUCCGCCAAGAACAUCACUUAGUACCCGAAAAUAAUCCAUAUUUAUUUGGGUGUCCUGGAACUUCGAAGUGGACAAGAGGGGAUGUUAUUAUACGGAAAUUUGCCCAAGAAGCUGAUCUAGAAUUUCCCAAACAAAUAUCUUCUAACAGAUUACGGAAGCAAAUUGCAACGGUAAUGCAAAUUCUUAACCUUAGUAAGGAAGAGAGUGAACAAUUCGCCCACUUCAUGGGACAUACUGAAAAAACCCACAAUGAAUUUUAUAAGCUGCCACAAGAUGUGUACCAAACCGCAAAAAUUUCCAAACUCCUAAUGUUAAUGGAAAAGGGCGUUGACAAGUAUAAAGGAAAGUCGCUAAAUGAAAUUAAUAUUAAUCCAAUGAGUGAAUUUGCUGAAGAAGAAUCAGAUAAUGAAGAUAACGAUUUCCUAGAUGCAAAUGAAUCUGACUGUACGGCAUUUCAAGCAAUCCCGGAAGAAGAAAGUCGACCAGUAUCGAAGAAGAAAAUAUCAGGGAGGACAUUCUGGACUUCUGAACAGGCUCUUCUAGUGAAAAAACAUUUCAAGUCCCACAUUAGCACAAAAAAGGCCCCCAAAAAGAAUGAAUGCAUGCAGUUAAUAGGAAAGUAUCCCGAGAUAUUCCAUGACAAAGACUGGGUUCGCGUGAAAACUUUUGUCUAUAAUAUCUAUAGAAAUAAGUGA
Molecule: messenger RNA, 1731 nt
Organism: Acanthoscelides obtectus
Lineage: Eukaryota; Metazoa; Arthropoda; Insecta; Coleoptera; Chrysomelidae
Source: the annotation of a GenBank genome assembly